Messenger RNA from Diachasma alloeum, 2864 nucleotides. It is a transcript of the gene Vps35, whose product is annotated as vacuolar protein sorting-associated protein 35. The record is from RefSeq and is a predicted model, not a curated record. Gene Ontology annotation, cellular component: retromer, cargo-selective complex; late endosome; retromer complex. Lineage: Eukaryota; Metazoa; Arthropoda; Insecta; Hymenoptera; Braconidae. Bases 86 to 2524 code for a protein of 812 amino acids. Gene Ontology annotation, biological process: intracellular protein transport; retrograde transport, endosome to Golgi. The transcript is spliced from 6 exons.
CAGAGGUGGGGGAAUAGCAGCAGUGCCUGUUGUCAAGCCCAUCGAAUUUCGUGGGCAGAUAUUUCACGGUGAAUUUAUUGCAAAAAUGGUAUCUCUGUUCUUCUCGCAGCCAAUGACUCCAGUUAUGACGGGCCUGGAGGAGCAGGAGAAACUCCUGGAGGACGCCAUUGGAGUUGUCAAGGUCCAGGCGUUCCAGAUGAAACACUGCUUGGAUAAUGCCAAGCUCAUGGACGCCCUCAAGCAUGCGUCUACGAUGUUGGGGGAGCUGAGGACGUCGCUGUUGAGCCCCAAGAGCUACUACGAAUUGUACAUGGCAAUCACCGAUGAACUUCGCCAUUUAGAACUUUAUUUACUGGAUCAGUAUCAAAAGGGGAAGAAAGUCACUGAUCUUUACGAAUUGGUUCAGUACGCGGGGAAUAUCGUACCUCGUCUGUAUUUACUAAUAACCGUGGGAUUAGUCUACAUUAAAACCAAUCCCUGCCUGAAGAGAGAUUUGCUCCGCGACCUGGUGGAGAUGUGUCGAGGUGUGCAGCACCCCCUGCGCGGUCUCUUCCUCCGGAAUUACCUCCUCCAAUGCACGAGAAAUAUCCUGCCAGACGCCCCCGAGGGUGACGACGAGGAGGGAACUGUUCGCGACAGCAUCGACUUCGUCCUCAUGAACUUUGCUGAGAUGAAUAAACUGUGGGUGAGGAUGCAGCACCAGGGCCACAGCAGAGACAGAGAGCGAAGGGAGAGGGAAAGAGAGGAAUUGAAGAUCCUAGUUGGGACUAAUCUGGUGAGACUGAGCCAGCUGGAGUCGGUGACUCUGGAGAUUUACAAGAGGCUUGUGCUCCCUGGGAUUCUGGAGCAAGUCGUCAGCUGCAGGGAUGCCAUAGCUCAGGAGUACCUCAUGGAGUGCAUUAUCCAAGUAUUCCCCGAUGAAUUCCAUCUGCAGACGUUGAAUGCAUUUUUGAAGUCCUGUGCUGAGCUGCAUAAUGGGGUCAACGUCAAGAAUAUUAUAAUUUCAUUGAUCGAUCGAUUGGCGACUUUCAGCCAGCGAUCUGAUGGGGUUGGAGGCCCUGGCAGCCCCAGCCAGGUACCGGGAAUACCUCAGGAUGUCAAGUUGUUCGAUGUCUUCAGUGAUCAAGUUGCUACGAUUAUUCAGACGCGUCAGGACAUGCCACCUGAGGACAUAGUAUCCCUCCAAGUGGCGCUGAUAAACCUAGCCCACAAGUGCUACCCUGAUCGUGUGGAUUACGUCGAUAAAGUAUUAUUUACAACAGUUCAGAUAUUCCAGAAGUUGAAUGUCGAGAAAUUGGAAUACAACAGCGCAGUAUCGAGAGAGCUCUCUCGCCUGAUGAAAAUCCCAGUGGACAACUACAAAAACAUCCUGACGGUCCUAAAACUCGAGAACUACGCUCCCCUCCUCGAUUACUUCGACUACGAAGGGAGAAAGCUUCUCGCAGUCUACAUAAUAACGAACAUCCUUGACAACGAGACCCUGAUCCCGACGCAAGAGCUAGUGGACGCAGUGCUAUCAGUGGUGUCGCCCCUCGUCCAGGACCAGCCAGACCAGCCGAGCAUCGAGGAAGACCCCGAGGACUUUGCUGAGGAGCAAGGCCUCCUGGGGCGUCUGAUCCACCACUUCAAAUCCGACACAGCUGACCAGCAAUACAUGAUCUUGAGUGCAGCGAGAAAGCACUUCUCAGCAGGUGGCAACAAAAGGAUAAAGUACACUCUUCCUGCCAUUGUCUUCCAGGCUUAUCAGCUGGCUUUCACUUACAAAGCUCUGAAGGACCAGGAUGAGAUGUGGCAGAAGAAGUGCCAGAAGAUAUUUCAGUUCUGUCAUGCGACGAUAACAGCCCUGAUGAAGGCAGAGCUCGCUGAAUUGCCCCUGAGGCUGUUCCUCCAGGGGGCACUUGCCAUCGGGGAAAUUCGAUUCGAUAAUUUUGAGAUGGUGGCUUACGAGUUCAUGAGCCAGGCAUUCUCCAUUUAUGAGGAUGAGAUCAGCGACUCCAAGGCUCAACUGGCAGCAAUCACUCUGAUUAUUGCGACGUUCGAGCAGAUGAGCUGCUUCAGCGAGGAGAAUGCAGAGCCUGUGAGGAAUCAGUGUGCACUGUAUGCCAGUAAAUUACUGAGAAAGCCUGAUCAGUGCAGGGGAGUCGCCACCUGCUCCCACAUAUUCUGGUCGGGGAAGUCGUUGGCCACUGGGGGAAAAGAGAUGCAGGAUGGAAAUAAAGUUCUGGACUGCCUCAAGAAGGGAAUCAGAAUUGCCAGCCAGUGCAUGGAUACUUCUGUGCAGGUGCAACUUUACGUGGAACUACUGAAUCAUUAUAUUUAUUUUUACGAGAAGGAGAAUUCACCGGUUACUGUCCAGAUACUGAAUCAAGUUAUUGCCAAGAUCAAGGAGGAACUUCCGAAUUUGGGGGUGAGUGAGGAGACUGAACAGAUUCAGAAGCACCUGGCCAACACUCUGGAGCACCUGAAGAACAGAAUGAGGUAUUCUGAUUCGCAGGGGCAACCCUAUCAUGGGCUUGUACUGUAAUUUUGUGGAGAGUGCAGAUUUUCGUAAUUUGUAUUUGUAAUUUUGUAAAUAUUGGGGGUACGUUUCGACUCAGUUUUUCCACUGAUUUGUAAAUUUGAUUGAAUUUAUCGUGAAUUUGUAGAAUUAACGUGAGGAACAGAUACUGUCCAUGGGCAUACAUAAUUUACAGUGAUUGAGAGGGGAACGAAAUUGAUUAAUCAUGUGAAUGUGCAAUUUUUAUCAUGAAGAGGUGAUUUUGACGGUUUUUAGGUCAAUUGUCACAAGCGUUUGACGAGCAUCGAUUUGAAAUUUUUUUCUAUAAGUUAUUAUGAAGUAAAAAUGAAGGAAUGUAUUAUCUGUA